CUGUACAGACUACAAGGCAAUUACACUUCCAAAAAAAAAAGUCACACUUGAGGAGCCAAAAAGCGGCGCCACAUGUGCAGGCAGACCUCCAGACUGGCUGCUCCAUUUGUCCCCACUCGGUCUUCAGCUGCAAAAAUUAAAACAGACAAAGCUUGAUUUAACUGUCGGCAAAUCAAAACGACUUGUACAACCGAGGGGGGUCACCUUGAGUGGGAUCUGCGGAGAAACUGAGGCUUAGUCUGUUUUUUUGUCUUCCUCGUCUCGGUGGAAUGUGAGCGCCGGCAGUGUCUCCUUCAGGAUUUCAUCUGGCUACAAAGCCACUUCCCUGGUUUAGGAUUGCUACAGUUCACCUGGAAACACACAAGCAAACCACGGUCUGUGUCGGCAAGUUGAGCAUCUCUUUUAGUGAUACAGAGCUACAGGCGCACAUUUAAAACACUACAGUGGCUAUGGCUUUUUCUGUCUCCCUGCCAGUAAGUCUCGCCUUUUCCUCUUUGAUAGCAUAAAGAGAGAUUUGGGCAAUUGGAAAAAAAAAAAAAAAAAAAAAAAAAAAAAAAGUGAGCAGGUUUUUUGAGGUGAGGACUUUGGCUCAGGGUCUCGGGAGUGAUGGCGGCGUCUGCUCCCUCCUCCUCCUCCUCCGGCGGCGAAGCGGAUCCCAACUCGACAAAUUUACGGCCGCCGGGCUCAAGCUAUGAUGCCUGGUGUGGAGUUGCUCAUGGAUGCACAAAAAAAUUGGGGAUGAAACUAUAUGGGUUCCUGCAGAAGAACAACAGUCUGGAGGAGAGGAGCAGGUUCGGGGGUUCCCUGAAGGAGCGCAGCGCCAAAGACCUGCUGUCCUGCGACAACAGCGGCCGAGAGGCGCGUUUCAGGAGAACCGAGACCGACUUCUCCAAUCUGUAUGCCAGAGAUCUGUUACCUGCCAAAAAUGGAGAGGAGCAGACCAUGCAGUUCCUGCUGGAGCUUGUGGAAAUCCUCACUAACUACGUCCGGAAGACCUUUGACAGGUCCACCAAGGUCCUCGACUUCCACCACCCUCACCAGCUGCUGGAGGGCAUGGAAGGCUUCAACCUGGAGCUCUCCGACCAGCCCGAGUCUCUGGAGCAGAUCCUGGUGGACUGCAGGGACACCCUGAAAUAUGGAGUGAGAACAGGUCACCCCAGGUUCUUUAACCAACUGUCGACUGGAUUAGACAUCGUGGGGAUGGCAGGAGAGUGGCUCACUUCUACAGCCAACACUAAUAUGUUUACCUACGAGAUCGCUCCUGUUUUCGUGUUGAUGGAGCAGCUGACGCUCAAGAAGAUGAGGGAGAUCAUUGGAUGGCCAAACGAAGAGGGUGAUGGGAUAUUUUCUCCAGGAGGAGCCAUUUCCAACAUGUACAGUGUGAUGAUCGCCAGAUACAAGUUCUUCCCUGAAGUCAAGACCAAAGGCAUGUCGUCAGCGCCGCGACUGGUCCUCUUCACAUCGGAGCACAGUCACUAUUCCAUCAAAAAAACCAGUGCAGCUCUGGGCUUCGGAACAGAGAACCUGAUCCUUCUGAACACAGAUGAGAGAGGGAGAGUUAUUCCUGCAGAUUUGGAAGCCAAAAUAAUCAAGGCCAAGCAACAGGGGUGUGUUCCAAUGUUUGUGAACGCCACUGCAGGUACCACCGUCUACGGAGCAUUUGACCCCAUAAAUGAAAUCGCAGACAUCUGUGAAAAGUACAACAUGUGGCUUCACGUGGACGGUGCGUGGGGAGGAGGUUUGCUGAUGUCCAGGAAACACAGGCACAAGUUGGACGGGAUAGAGAGGGCUAACUCCGUCACCUGGAAUCCUCACAAAAUGAUGGGAGUUCCUCUGCAGUGCUCGGCCAUUUUGGUUAGAGAGAGGGGGCUGUUACAAGGCUGCAACUCCAUGUGUGCAGGCUACCUGUUCCAGCCAGACAAACAGUACGACGUUUCAUAUGACACAGGCGACAAGGCCAUUCAGUGUGGACGACACGUCGAUAUCUUCAAGUUCUGGCUCAUGUGGAAGGCAAAGGGAACAAUAGGAUUUGAGCAGCACAUUGACAAGUGCCUGGAUCUGUCGGCGUAUCUCUACAACACGAUAAAAAACAGAGAAGGCUUUGAGAUGGUGUUCAACGGAGAGCCGCAGCACACUAAUGUCUGCUUUUGGUACGUCCCACCGAGCCUGCGGGGUUUGCCUGAUGGUGACGAGAGGAGGAAGAGGCUGCACAAGGUGGCCCCAAAGAUAAAGGCUAUGAUGAUGGAGUCCGGGACUACGAUGGUGGGCUACCAGCCACAAGGAGACAAAGUCAACUUUUUCCGCAUGGUCAUCUCUAAUCCUGCUGCCACCAGGUCAGAUAUCGAUUUCCUGAUUGAGGAGAUUGAGCGCUUGGGGCAUGACUUGUAAGAGUCCCCUGUAUGGUGAAACCAUUUGUUUUCAACAAAACAUUUGUCUUUUUCCAAUUGCACAGAGCCUUGAGCUUGGCUGUAGUCCCCUUUGUCUCAUGAAGACGUUGAAAUCUUUUGCCUACAGGCUUUUUUAUGCAAUGCACAACAAAUUAUAUUAUACCCACUGUGUUUCUGUGUCUUUAGUAACAGUGAUGUGUAUAUUUAAGACAUUUGCACACCUAGUACUCUGAGUAAAAUGAACUAAGCACAGUGGUAUUCUCAUUAAAACAUAUGCAAAGGGGAAAAAAAUGAUACAGUGUUUAUUAACAGAGGGAUCAAACAAGUUGGGAUGCUGUGUAAAAUGAAAACAGACCCGAAUCCAAUAAUUAAAAAAUGAAAAAUAAAAAACAAUCCCAUUCUCAAAUACAACAUACAGUAUUAAAGGUAGGGUAAGCAAUUCUAUGCAAUUUAAAACCCAGCACAUGUUUUUGUCACAAUCAGUGAAUUUCUCCGUCUCAUAUGCUGGCUGCCCGUUUUGUGAGCUCACUUACAAAGAAUAAAUAGAUAACACAAAAUAAACAAAUAAAAAACAGUUCUGGAGAGGUUUGGAAGAGGUUAUAAAAGGGGAGCACAGCAAUGGAGGGUGUAACAUUUUAUUUUGAAAGCCAUGCAAAAAGAUACACUUAAUUUGAAUUUCCACACAUUUAAAAAAAAAUUGACAAUGAUGUAAAAUGCUUUAAGAAGAAGAUAAAAGGGAUUAAGUCUGGGUGAAUACAUGGUGGCAUAUAAAGUUGAAACAAUUUUGUUUUAAGCAACACUCUCUUCAUUUACAAUCAUUUCAUGAGAAAAGGUGUUUUUUUCCAACUUCAUGGGUGACCUUAUAAUUCAACAAUAAAAGCCAAAAAUAAGAUAAAUCUUAUUGAACAACUGGAGAGAAUGUGUCGAUUUCAUCACCUUGAAUUCAAAAUGUCAAAACAUUUAGAGAAUCCACAGAAGUAUCUGACUAGUGUUUUAAAAACACACCUAAGGACCAAUUGACAAAAGUAUACAAUCCCUUUGUGUUGCCUAUGUACCAUUUUUAAUCUGAUAUAAGGUUUAAAUGCAUUCACAAGUGUACACAGAUGUAUUAGCAUUUUACACCGGGUCCCAACUUCCUAAUAUGAAAGAUGAAAUAACCAGAAUAUCUGAGCAGUUGAUGAUUCUGUAUAUAGCAGCACAGCUACCAGAUUGCAAGGAACCUUAUAGACAAAAACAGCAUUAUUAAGAACAUAUGUAUUUAUUAUAUAUAAGUCUCAUGACAGAUGCAUCACAAUAUCAUAGCUGUUGUUUCAUUUAGCUAGACGACAAGGGUUGGAGCAUAUAACACAGUCUCUGUGACUGAUUGCUGUGUUUUUAGACUUUUGUGUAGAUUGUGUAUAGUAUUGUUAUAUUGCCUUUGUGCCAAAUGUGUCCUGAUUUUACAGUAACAAAAUUCUACGAUCUAUGUAAACCAACCAUACGAUGUAUUAUGUGAUGGAUUGAAGACUUAGUUUAUAUUGAGAUUGUAUUAUUGUGAAUAGUUUAUCUGCUCUUCUGUUCCAUUUGUAACGUAUCCCCGUUCGGAGACGCUGCUGUAUUAACUUGCAGUGUUUUGAAUAACCGUUGUGUCUUUUUGUGUAUUUGUGAACCAAAGAAGGGUUGAGAUACAUUUAUGAUCAUGUGCGUGGACCUUUUUCUCAGAUGUUUCUAUAAGAAUGCUUAACAUACUGCCUUUGAAUUUAGUGCAAUCUGUAUUGUGUAACUGUGUGACGUCAUUGUGACAAAAUGACUGAAUGUUGUCAAAAUGCUCUGCUACGAGACUGGAAGGCGCUGCUGCUGCUGCUGCUGCUGCUGCUGCCGCCGCCGCCGGUGCUUCAGUGAUGAUAAAAAGCACAAUGCUAAAUCAUGAUCAUCAGUUUUAGUUUAUGGGACAUAUGAUUGUCUGUAUUAUAAAACGUGAAGUGGAGUACAAGUAGAAUAUAUGCAAAAGUUUGUUUAGUAUGACAUGCUUUCUUUAGGCACACUGUAAUGUGGAAGAAAAUAUGAUCUUUAAUCAUUUCGCUUGAACAAUAACCUGUACAGCGUUUGCUAUUGUACUAAGAUGCGUUGAACAACCGCACAUUCCUGAACUAGUGGGACGAAAUGUCCCUUGUAGUAUUUAAUGUGGGCACUUUAACAGAACUGUCUUACUGCUGUAUCCACGACACAAAUGAAGACAUGAGCUGUAGAUCACCUGCAGGCAUAGUUCCUUGUAGUUUGUGGAAAAUAUGUAACUUUACAAAUAAAUGUAUGUAUGUCAAACAGGACUGACGUGAGAUAUCUUG
Messenger RNA from Cololabis saira (Pacific saury), 4711 nucleotides. RefSeq names its product glutamate decarboxylase 1. Gene Ontology annotation, cellular component: presynaptic active zone; cytoplasm. Gene Ontology annotation, biological process: GABA biosynthetic process. The transcript is spliced from 17 exons. The record is from RefSeq and is a predicted model, not a curated record. NCBI's taxonomy places the organism in Eukaryota, Metazoa, Chordata, Actinopteri, Beloniformes, Belonidae. Gene Ontology annotation, molecular function: pyridoxal phosphate binding; glutamate decarboxylase activity. The coding region runs from base 607 to 2388 and encodes 593 amino acids.